This is a messenger RNA of Aspergillus puulaauensis, 1353 nucleotides long. It is a transcript of the gene lys9, whose product is annotated as saccharopine dehydrogenase (NADP+, L-glutamate-forming). The transcript is spliced from 6 exons. Lineage: Eukaryota; Fungi; Ascomycota; Eurotiomycetes; Eurotiales; Aspergillaceae. The coding region runs from base 1 to 1353 and encodes 450 amino acids. Gene Ontology annotation, cellular component: cytoplasm. The record is from RefSeq and is a predicted model, not a curated record. Gene Ontology annotation, molecular function: saccharopine dehydrogenase activity.
AUGGUUAAUCAAGUUGCUGGUUCUAAGGUCCUUCUUCUGGGCUCAGGCUUCGUUACCAAGCCUACCGUUGAGGUUCUUAGCAAGGCAGGUGUCGAAGUUACCGUCGCCUGCAGAACCCUCGAGAGUGCGAAGAAGCUUUGCGAAGGAUUCAGCAACACCAAGGCUAUCUCCCUUGAUGUCAGCGACGACAAGGCUCUUGAUGAGGCCGCUAAGCAGGCGGAUCUGCUCAUCUCGCUCAUCCCUUACACCUUCCACGCCCAAGUGAUCAAGUCCGCUAUCCGAACCAAGAAGCAUGUCGUUACCACAUCCUACGUCUCCCCGGCUAUGUUGGAGCUGGACCAGCAGUGCAAGGACGCUGGAAUUACUGUUAUGAACGAGAUUGGUCUGGACCCGGGUAUCGACCACCUUUACGCCGUCAAGACUAUCCACGAGGUUCACGCUGCCGGUGGUAAGAUCACUGACUUCCUCUCUUACUGCGGUGGCCUUCCCGCUCCCGAGUGCUCCAACAACCCUCUGGGCUACAAGUUCUCCUGGUCCAGCCGUGGUGUCCUUCUCGCCCUUCGCAACGCCGCCAAAUUCUACAAGGGUGGUGAGGAAGUCAGCAUUGCUGGCCCUGACCUCAUGGCUACCGCCAAGCCGUACUACAUCUACCCCGGCUUCGCCUUCGUCGCAUACCCUAACCGUGACUCAACCCCCUUCCGUGAGCGUUACGACAUACCUGAGGCCCAGACCCUCGUCCGUGGUACCCUCCGUUACCAGGGCUUCCCCGAAUUCAUCAAGGUUCUUGUUGACAUCGGCUUUCUGAGCGAUGAAGCUCGCGACUACCUCAGCUCCCCUAUCAGCUGGAAGGAGGCCACCCAGAAGAUCCUCGGCGCCGCCUCCUCCUCUGAGAAGGACCUCGAGUCGGCCAUCUCCUCCAAGACUGCCUUCCCCAACAACGACGAGCGUGACCGAAUCCUCUCCGGUCUGCGCUGGAUUGGCGUCUUCUCCGACGAGAAGAUCACCCCCCGCGGCAACCCCCUCGACACCCUCUGCGCCAGCCUCGAGCAGAAGAUGCAGUACGGCCCCGACGAGCGUGACCUGGUCAUGCUUCAGCACAAGUUCGGCAUCGAGCACAAGGACGGCUCCAAGGAGGUCCGCACCAGCACUCUCUGCGAGUAUGGUGCUCCCGGUGGUUACUCCGCCAUGGCCAGGCUCGUCGGUAUUCCCUGCGGUGUUGCCGUGAAGUUGGUUCUUGACGGCACUAUCAGUGAGAAGGGUGUCCUUGCCCCCAUGAGCUGGGAUAUUUGCGAGCCUAUCCAGAAGACCCUCAAGGCCGACUACGGCAUUGAGAUGAUUGAGAAGACUCUGUAA